AUGGCCGCAACUAAAUCACCCGUCUUUCUUCCUCUGGUGCCGACCAUUGCCACUUUACUAGUAUUGGCAGCAGCAGCGUCGUCCUUCGCCGCCGGAGAAUCCCAAACCUCCUUCGCCACAAAGAAGCAGCCAAUGACGAUGAAGAAAGCAAAGCUGACGCACCUCCACUUCUACUGGUCCAACAUCCGUAGUGGGCCCGAGGCCACGGCCCAGAUCGUCGCCCCGAUCCUCAACAACGCGACUUUCUACGGGACGGUGGCCCUGAACGACGAUACGCUGACAUUGGGCCCGAACCCUGACAACUCGACGUCGGUGGGGAAAGCCCGUGGGCUCUACCAUUUCCCAUCCAAUACGACGGCUUUGGUUUACGAGAUGGUGUACAACUUCGCCUUCACUUACGGAGACUACAACGGCAGCUCCAUCUCUCUUUUGGGUUCCGUCUUCCCGACGUCAGGAACGGCCAACGAGCUCUCCGUAGCCGGCGGCACGGGCGUUUUCCGCUUUGCUCGUGGAUACGCCGUCUUGAACUUUUUCUCGUUUGAUCCCAUACGUACCUUGGUCGUCAACGAGCUCGACGUCUACGUUUCGCAUUACUAG
Linum tenue is the source of this 597-nucleotide messenger RNA. NCBI's taxonomy places the organism in Eukaryota, Viridiplantae, Streptophyta, Magnoliopsida, Malpighiales, Linaceae. The record is from the annotation of a GenBank genome assembly.